CCUAUUCUCCUAAAUAUUAAACUUUAAUCAUUAAAUCCAAAUUUAAAUAUUUUAUAGUUUUAAAAAACUUAUAUUAAAUGCUAUUUUGAUAUAUAUAUAUAUAUAUUGUUGUAGUAGAAAAUUCGGUUGUACCACUAGAAUCACAGUGACAAAACUAUUAACCAUAAAUAAUUAUUAGUACUAAGUUCAUAAUUUACAUGUAACUAUUGGAUUAAUUACUUCGACAUCUAAUUACAAUCAAGAGUCUCUUUCCAAUUUUCUCAUUAUAUAUUAUUCAUAUAUUAUUCUUACUGUUAGCACUUUGCAUUGCAUGGUUGUAUCAAUAUCACUUUUUUCAUCUUUUAAAAUAUCGAAUUAAACACAGAAAGCAUAACAGGGUUAGUGGGCACAUCAUCAAUCAAGGACCUUUUGUAUAUAAAUUACCCCCAUUAUGUAUUCAGAAGGUACUUUUUCGAGACCAGAACGAUUUGUUUAUAGUUUUUAUAACAAUUGUUUGUAGGUUAAGCCUUUUGCAAAAAAAAAAAAAACAUUGUUUGUAGGUUGUCAAUAAAGAAAGAUUUUAAAGAAAAAAACAAAAAGAGAGUUCUUUUAAAAUAAAAAGCCCAAAAAAACUAUCAUUAAGUCACAUGGGACCCGUGAUCUGGCCUUUUCUAAGAAUCUCAACGGUUCCACCUCUUUCACGGCAUCGAACCCGUGACGUCGGGAUUGAAAGUCCAAACUGAACCCACAAGGUUCAAAGGAAGGUCACUCUCUUCGGGCCACGUGCACCGUAAAUAGCCAUGAUGCGUCACGACUUUCACGGGAGGUUCGAUUACUAUUUAUGUCAAUGAAACAUUUCUUAUUUUUUUUCCUGAUUAAAAAUUUGUGUAAAUAUUUUUAUGACUAAGAGGUUCUACACUUGUGAAUGUUUAUAUCUCCCAAAGAGAAACUCAAAUCAUGUCAUUUAAUUAUUUUGAAAAAGAAAACUACAUCUAACGUGAAUCAAAUCUUGUGAAAAAGAAAGAAAAAAAUUUAGUGACCACCGAAAAUUUUACAAGAGCAAUUCAUCGUUAUCAGAUACUCUUUCCAUUUUAUUUUAAUUAUUUUAGAUUUAUGCAUUCAGAUUUAAAAAAUAUUUAGUUCUAUAUAUUUUAUAAACAAAAAUAUUAUUACAUAGAACUAAUUACAUUUUAACCAGUUUUACCAUUUUUAAAAAAAAUUAACCAAUAAAAUAAAUUCGAAAAUGUAAAAAAAAAUAUUUAAUAUAAAAUUAAUAAAUUUGAUUAAAAUUCUAAAACGAUAUUUAUCUGGCAACGAAAAUUACUUUACAAAGGAAUAUGUUAUUAUGGAUAUCAAUGCUUAAUUUCUACUUUUAGAGAAAAGUCAUGUUGGUAUUGAUUUUGGGGGCAACGCAUUGACAAAAUGAGUUAUUAAUACUUAUUAGCUUCAUCAUUAGAUAAUCGGAUUAACUCGGAACGAUCCCUUAAUCUUUUCUCAAUUAUUUUCCUUAAUGCGACAAACUAUAGAAGAAAACGAAAGCCUCUAAGAAAAGUUUUUGACCUAACUACAUACUUUUAUUGACUUUGUUCCAACUAGAAAUUUAGUUUGUUUCCCACUAAUUUGUCAUAAAAUAUAUAGAUUUGAAGCAAACGACAACAUUUUGUCUGCAUAUGCCUAUGAUAAUUUCGAGAAACUUAAUGUUUUUAGUUUUUACUCAACGGAGGUAAGUUUAAAUAACAUUAUCACUGAACCAUUUUAAUAAGUAAAAUAUUAAAAGGAAAAAAAAACAAAUUACAGUCAAACUGUGUGAGCGAUUAUUAUUUCUAAAAUAUAAUAUAAACUUGUGAGCUGUAAUAAAUAGUUGUGCAGGAUUUUGUCCACAGAAUUAAAUAGUAAAUUUAAUUGACGUCCCAUUAUAAUUUGUAAAAUUAAAAAAAAGAAAAAAAGUUAAGGAGAAGUGCACACAAGACAUUUGAGACAAGACCUGUCACGGACAAAAGCUAAUAGCAACUCUCACUGUUCUUGAGAAAACGAAACAACUCUCUCCUUUUCUUCUCAAAAAUCUUCUUCUAUCGUCUUUUCUCCAAUCAAUUUCGAAAUUAAAACAUUGACAAAAUUUGAAACCUCAACUACUCUCUGUUUCGCUUUUUAGACUGUUCCUGUCUCGCCUCGAAAAAGACCUCCACUUCACUUCCACACACUAUAAACCCUCCGAACAAAAGUCUUCGGCAUCAGUAGUUUCCCUGAAGAAGAAAAAGAUCAUUCACUAUCUCAGUGGCGGUUGUGAACUCGAAAGCUCUAAGCUUUAUCUUGAAAAGCUUUGCAAUUUAGGGUUUUUGGUUAGCCAAAUUGCUUAAACAGGAAGAUACGUUUUGCUGUUAUCAAUUCGCUUUCACAAUGUUGCUUCAAUCACAAGUUGUGCAAGCUCUACUCUUUUUGGGACAUGAGCAUGUGACUCUCUGAGUCUUCUUCUCUUCUUCAAGAGCCCUUAACUCUAGAGAAGACUCUUGUCUCUGUUGGUUUAAGUCAUGGUGAUCAUUCUGCUAUCGCUAGUCUUCUUUCUUGGUUCAUCUCUGAGCCAACCAACGCUCACAUGUCACCCCAGCGACUUAUCUGCGCUCCGGGAGUUCGCAGGAGCGUUGAAGAACAGGUCCGUUACUGAACCUUGGCUAAACGAUUCAAGCUGUUGUGAGUGGGGUGGUGUCGUUUGUGAUGAUGUUUCUAGUCGAGUUACAAAGCUGGUUCUGUCUGAAAAGGGGUUAGAAGGUGAAGUUUCAAGUUCUUUAAGCGAGCUGAGUGAGCUUCAGUUACUUGAUCUCUCUCGUAACCACCUCAAAGGUGAAUUGCCGUCAGAGAUCUCCAUGUUGCAGCAGCUUCAAGUUCUUGACCUGAGCCAUAAUAUGCUUACCGGGAAUCUAUCCAAUCUCGGAGUGUUUCCAAGUCUUGUGAUGCUUAAUGUAAGCAACAACUACUUAUCUGGAGAGUUAAGCGAGAAGCUGAGUAACCUCACUGCUCUCAAGUCUUUCUUGAUAUCCGAGAACAGGUUCUCCGGUGAGAUACCAGAUGUGUUUGGUAACCUCACUCACCUUGAGCACCUCGACCUAAGCUCCAACAAGUUUUCUGGACAUUUUCCUUCAAGCUUAUCUCAAUGCUCCAAACUCAAGGUUCUUGACCUUAGGAACAACUCGUUAACCGGCUCUAUAGAUCUCAACUUCACCGAGUUUCAAGAUCUCUCCGUUCUUGAUCUCGCUAGUAACCACUUCUCCGGACCUCUUCCUGAUUCUCUCGGCCAUUGCUCCAAGAUGAAGAUCUUAAGCUUAGCGAAAAACGAGUUCACCGGGAAAAUCCCCAACACGUUCAAGAAUUUGAAGUCUCUUUUGUUCCUCUCCUUAUCCAACAACAGCUUUAUGAACUUGUCAGAAGCAUUGAGAGUCCUGCAGCAUUGCGGAAACCUCUCAACUCUCAUCCUCUCAAAGAACUUUAUCCGAGAGGAAGUGCCUAGAGAUGUCACGGGAUUCAACAACCUCACCAUCUUAGCCCUCGGAAACUGCGGUCUCAGAGGUCACAUUCCGAGGUGGCUGUUGAGCUGCAAGAAGCUCCAGGUUCUUGAUCUAUCCUGGAACCACUUCUACGGCGCCAUCCCUCAGUGGAUCGGUCAGAUGGAGAGUCUCUUCUACAUAGACUUCUCCAACAACACAUUAACCGGAACAAUCCCUGUGGCCUUAAAAAAUCUCAAGAGCUUGAUCCAUCUAAACUGCACUGACUCUCAGAUGAUAGACUCUUCAGGGAUCCCUCUCUACGUGAAGAGAAACAAAAGCUCUCACGGUCUUCCUUACAACCAAGUCUCGAGAUUCCCUCCUUCUCUCUACUUAAACAAUAACAGACUCAACGGGACGAUCUUGACCGAGAUAGGACGGUUGAAAGAGCUUCACAUGCUGGAUCUGAGCAGGAACAACUUCACCGGGGAGAUACCUAACUCCAUCUCACGUCUCGACAACCUGGAGCUUCUUGACUUCUCUUACAAUCAUCUCAACGGCUCCAUUCCUCCCUCCUUUCAAAGCCUCACUUUCUUGUCUAGGUUCAGCGUUGCUUAUAACCGUCUCACGGGAGCUAUUCCUUCCGGUGGUCAGUUCUACAGCUUCCCUCACUCGAGUUUCGAAGGAAACUUGGGACUCUGCCGCGCCAUUGACUCCCCUUGCGAUGUUCUCAUGAGUAAUGUGUUGAAACCCAAAGGUGCUUCUUCUUCGCGUGGUAAUGGAAAGUUCGGUAGAAGUAGCAUUGUUGUACUUACUAUAAGCCUUGCCGUGGGGAUCACGCUUCUUCUCGCUGCUAUUCUCUUAAGACUCUCAAGAAAAGAGGCUGUUGAUAAUGAUAGAGUCAACGACGUUGACGAGGAAGCUCCUAAAGCUCCCACGUCGUCGAAGAUAGUUCUCUUCCAUAGCUGUGGAUGCAAAGACCUGACCGUAGCGGAUCUUCUCAAGUCUACGAACAGUUUCAGCCAAGCAAACAUCAUAGGAUGCGGCGGGUUUGGUCUUGUCUACAAGGCCAAUCUACCCGACGGCUCGAAAGCAGCUGUCAAGAGGCUCUCAGGUGACUGUGGACAGAUGGAACGUGAGUUCCAAGCGGAAGUCGAAGCGCUGUCGCGUGCUGAACACGAGAAUCUGGUCUCUCUUCAAGGCUACUGCAAGCACGGGAGCGAUAGGCUGCUUAUCUACUCGUUUAUGGAGAACGGGAGCUUGGACUAUUGGCUGCACGAGCGUGUCGAUGCAAACGCCUCUCUCAAGUGGGACGUGAGGUUGAAGAUUGCUAGAGGAGCGGCGCGUGGGCUUGCUUACUUGCAUAAAGACUGUGAACCUAACGUUAUCCACAGGGACGUGAAGUCGUCUAAUAUUUUAUUAGACGAGAGCUUCGAAGCUCAUCUUGCUGAUUUCGGGUUAGCGAGGCUGCUUAGGCCUUACGAUACUCACGUGACGACUGAUCUAGUGGGGACGUUGGGGUACAUUCCUCCGGAGUAUAGCCAGUCUUUGAUUGCCACGUGUAGAGGAGAUGUUUACAGUUUCGGUGUGGUGCUUUUGGAGCUUGUUACGGGGAGGAGGCCGGUGGAGGUGUGUAAAGGGAAGAGCUGUAGAGAUUUGGUGUCUAGGGUGUUUCAGAUGAAGGCUGAGAAGCGUGAAGCUGAGCUUAUCGAUGCGACGAUGCGCGAUGAUGUGGAGGAGAAUGAGGUUUUGGAGAUGUUGGAGAUUGCGUGCAGAUGCAUUGAUCGUGACCCUAGAAGGAGACCGUUGAUUGAAGAGGUUGUUGCUUGGCUUGAAGAUGUUACAGUAGAGUCUGUUAAACAACAGUGUUAAAUCCUUUUUAAGGAUCUUUGUUAGUUCUUUAAAUGUAGAUCACUGGUUUUGGUUAGAGAAACUUGGGGUAUACAUGUAAAGCUAUGAACUUUUGUUGAUCCAACUAGAUCUAGACAGUUAUCCAGAA
Molecule: messenger RNA, 5454 nt
Organism: Brassica rapa (field mustard)
Lineage: Eukaryota; Viridiplantae; Streptophyta; Magnoliopsida; Brassicales; Brassicaceae
Product: phytosulfokine receptor 2
Biological process (GO): protein phosphorylation
Molecular function (GO): protein kinase activity; ATP binding; receptor serine/threonine kinase binding
Source: RefSeq, a predicted model, not a curated record